AUGCCGGAUCCGCCCCAGCCACAAAAAGAUGGUACUCCCAGGACGUAUAACAUUAGCGUUGUGGGGCCUCCAAAAUCCGGGAAAUCCUGUCUGUGCAACCGCUUCGCUUUGCCGCACCCAGAUUUUUAUCGCGAAGACCACAGCUCAGUUCUCAGUGCUGCUGACUUCGGAGGGGAGGUCGUUAACUUCGAACACUGGCUAUACUGGGGCUGCGUUACAAGACGAAUCGAUGGCUGCACGGUGAACUUUAGGAUUAUCGAGCAAACAGAAUUCCUAAAUGAUUGUACCUUUAAGCCGUUCAUUCCCAAGAUGCGCCUUGCGGAUUCCCCACAGGACUACAUGCGCCGAAGUUCUGCUACUCGACUGUCUUCGGAACGGAAGUUACGGUAUAUUUGCAAGGACCAGCUGGGUCAAGAGAACACUUACGAGAUGGAAUAUUUCCCAUCUGGAAUAGUGGAAAUUAAUGGAUUUAUUCUUGUGUGUGACAUCAGUCUGCAGCAUUUUAAGGUGGCCAGCCGAUCUGCUCGAGUCGAACGGAAACUUGUUCAGCUCAAAGCAAACAUACAAAGCUUUCUAACGACCCUGAUUAAGUUGAGGAAGCCCAUAGUCAUAGCAAUUACCAAGUUUGACAUCUGCUGCUCUGUAUGGUUUGAGGAGCUCUCUACUUUCCUUAAGAAAUCCAGUGAAUUCAAAAGGAUCCCUUUGAUUGAAACUUCAGCACACCAAAACAUCAAUAUUGAACAAGUUUUCUUGACCCUUUUAAAGCUAAUUGAAAAGCAACGAUUGUUCAAGGUAAACUCUCUGUGCUACUCAGAGGCCAUUCAUUUGCAAGAGAGUGAACGCGAGUCUGCUUUGGUUGCUUUCACUAAGUUGCUUUCGCAUGCACCCUCGGAAUUUUUAGAAAGUUGGAGUUGUUUCAUGAAGAGAUAUAGUCAACAGGUGGACGUGGUAACCUUCACUAGCAUGGUAGGCACAGAAGUGGCCCAGCGGGAGUUCGAAAAAUUUGUACGAUGUCAGGAAUCGAACAACCGCCAAAGCACUAUCAACCGAAUCAUCAGCACCCUCGCGAUCUUCCUACCAAGCCUUGAUCCUAUCCGCAAUAAGUCGCUUCAGGAGGUCGCACAGUACAUUAGGAGUCAGGAACAUUUCUCACUGUACUUUCGUGAUUUCUCCGCCGAUUGUGACUCCGCUGACAGACGGAAUGCGACUGAGUUUGGCUCAUCGAGGCAUCGGGACACUCGGAUUCCGUUCAGUCUUUUAAUAGAUACAGACUCGGAAGGUCUUGCGACUGCUCCGCUCCAAUUUUACCUAGACAGGCUGACUAUGGCUGAGCAUUGCUCUCUCGAGAAGGCCAGAUUGGAGGCGACCUUAUAUGCUAACUCCUCUGGUUACUCUAGUUACAGAGGCCGUGCGGAUUCUGAGAACGGCAAAGUCGCGAUACUCCCAGGCCAACCACUGUCUGAAAUUGAUCAUAUUAUGGACAUGGUGGACCUCACUGUUCUGACCGAUGACGCGGUGACAGAAGUUUACAAACAUUUCCAGUGUGGGCUGCGUGUUCGUGCUCGGGACGAUUUUCUGGACCUGCUGCUGGAACGUACUGAUUUAUUUGUCCAUUCACUAACUAGUUACAUUCACACACUAGUGUAUCCAUCCAAUAGAGACAGUAACUUCCGAGGAUCUUGUCGGCUGUCUUUUUGUCAACCGAAUUGGGAUCCUUUCUUUGACGACUCCCUGGACGUAUGCGAUUCCUCCACAGUGCCGUCAAUUACAUCAACCAGCGGCAUUUCCACAGCACAUGGCAGUUCCAACACAAUGGGUAAUCAUGCGUUAUUGUUUACAGUCCCUCCUCGAGGAGUCAAAGAAGCACACUUGAGUUGGAUUGAUGACCAGUUGUGUGAUGACUGGCGCCAUCAGAUGAUGGCGUAUCUUCCUUCGGAACGACAAACUCUCCUCGCGUCGCAUUUCAAAAUGCUGCUUCCGUGUGUCCUCCUUAACAACCCGGACGCUCACAUCCCUCGCGGCAAUGUGACUAACUGUAGAAGUGUUCCAGCGAUUUCUCCUGUUACCACACCACCUGGCCAAGAGGUUCGCUCUUCUCUUCCCUUCACUUCCGAGGCCAGAUUUGUUGCACCGCAGAACUCCUCCGUUUGUCAGUUGUUAGCGCAUGAUUGUUCUUCCCACUAUUGUCCUUCACUCUCUUGGGGUGGUUGCAUGGACAAUUUGUUCAAGCGCUUGGCCUACACUUCUCUCCCGAUCAGUCCUCAUUGCUUAGACCCAAGCUUGAACACUAUCGACAAACCGGCUAAGUGCUAUUCAUCCACAGGCGUCAUUGGUUCACCAAACUGCUGCGACCUUUCAAACCAAACCUCACUCCACCAGACUGAUGCUUGGAGGGUAAAUCAGCUGUUUAUUGCGGUCGCUUGCGUCUGCACCGACUGCACAGCCGCUGAGGCUGUGAUGCAUUUGCUCUCAUGCGCCGGCUUCUCGAUGACUUCGCUCCUGUCUCUCAGACAACAUGCACCCACAUCGGUCUCGUCUGACCACAUUUCCGAUGAUGCUGCCAAUGCGGUCGAAUUUUCCACCCAUCCCUUCAUCUUGUCUGCACUCUGGCCGCUGCCAAUCAGCAAGCUUCCUCCCGGUGACUUCAGUUCGCCUCAGUUGGUGACGGGGAGGAAGGAUGCACAUAGUCCCGGUAUUCACAUUGGCCAGGUGCACGUUACUCUCAUGUCUUUGCCCAAAGUCAUCAGCAAUCUGUUGUCAUCUUGUUUGCUUCACGACUCUGUGUCUACGCAUCAAAUGGGUCCAUUUCUGCCAACAACAAAUCCAAGCGUUUCAGAUUGGUGCUUGAGUAGACGUGUGUAUCAUGGUUAUAUUUUUGUCCUCGGCUCGCAGGGCGAUGCGAGUCUGCAUGGCUUUUCGGAAAGAGGUUCUGACGGCUCCCAGUGCAAGAUCAUUUCAACGGACCCAGCUACAAUGGAAGGCUCGACUCUCCCCGUUCCUGUCUCCCGCACGGUCUCAACCGGAGCGGAUGAUGGUGAUGAUAGUAUGCUAACUCCCCGUCCAUCGUCGGACUCGUCCUUCCUCUUUACAAACGACGCAAGAGAUAGAGAAAUUAACAAUACACAUGAACACAAACCUUCCAUACAACUUCCCUCCGUCGGCUUGUGCAACUGUUGUGCUUUGUUCGGAAUGGACCACGGUCACUCUACCGUCUCAACGGACUGUGUUUGCGAGACAUGUUGUUCCUGUCCACAGUCUAUCACGGGAUUGGUCCACAAGCAUCCACAGCAGCAGCACUUCGGUGAAGUACUCCCUAGUGAUUCAAAUUCGACCGAAUCGGCUUCACAUUCGUCUGCUUAUAGACCUCUUUCGUGGGACUCCCGCCUCGCUGCCAUUCGUAGUGUUCUGGAUAUUUUACCCAAAGAGGUACCGCAUAUGCUCCUUUUGGCGGACCACAUGAGCCAUCCGAAGGAUAUUAGUAAAAACACUGCUCCUGUAAUCUAUCCCGCAUCGUCCACACUGUACAGUUCGCAUUUGACCAGCUGUUCGUUUUUUAGUAACGACGCAACAUCCCCUGACCUCCACUGUUGUCCUGACCCCGCGUCUUCUGCUUCUAGGUUGAGGAGGGACGGCACGUCUAAUGACUCUCUUCCACCCCCAAAUAUACUCGAUCACCUAAUCAACUUCCUCAGUCGCUGUUGGGACACUGCGGGAACAUCAGCCACAGAAUCGUUGCAUCCACCUCCAUCAAAUCCACUGUGCAGUUGUUCCAUGGUCUCAUUUCCAUCGACCAGCAAACCCGCCUCCUCAGAGGACAGCUUUGCACCACCCAGCAGUAACAGUAGUAGCGGUCCGGCGGCGUCCUCCAUCCGGGUGAACAAUAUCAGCGCCACAACCACACAUGGUUUGUCCUCAAACAGUAGUCUGUUCCUUACCGCCUCGGCUACAGGACGUCGUGCUAUGCAGAAAACUAACAGGGCGUUAAAAAAGCUGUCUGUGAGCACACGACGGCUGAACCCCGUUGCCAACCCCGAUUCCACUUCACAUCGCUCGCAAUCGAAGGUGUUCACUAAAUGCACCAAUUCCUCCAAACGGAAAUCAGCUACUUGUGUUGAAAUACCACACCCAAACGCAAUCCUAUCCUCCAAAACGCAUACGGAGAAUUUGACACUCGAUGCCGUUCAACAGUCCGUCGUCGCACCGAGCUCCUCGUCUGUGGUCGAUCGUAAGGCCGCUAAUUCUCAUUGGCGAUCUGAAUGGCCCACUGUGCACGCCUCAUUGAGUAUGCUAUUCCCCAGCCGCGCUAGCGUCGAGCAGGGUUCCGGUACUCCGACUGCCUCCCGUGACUGUGCCGCCAAGGAGGAGUCGACUAAUGUGAUACGAUUCCGAAAUAAUCCAUUUCGGAAGACUGUUCCUCCGCAGACUUCCGCAGACCAUGGCCGCAGUAUUUGCCAGCCGCUUCCUUCGCCGCCUAGUGAUACCACACGCUCACGAUGUAGUGUCCCAGAUUGUGAAGCCUUGUUCCCACGAACCCAAUUUCCUCGCCUGACAAACACCGAUCGUACCUUCUCGUCACACACAUUGACCCCAAGUCAAUCAUUCCGGCCCAGUUGCCCACUGCAUACUCCUGCUUGUACCGACAGCGCAGGCACUUGCAGUACACGUCCGUCUUCUUUGCUGAACAACUCCGACGCAACAAUACCGUGUCCCUUUAAGCGAGGUAGCGUGUUGGGUGGCUCCUCGGCGCAGCAACUGAGACCACCCCCAGAACGCUUUGCGGUUAAAAAUAUGGCGACUGCCGGUGGUAUCCACGAGCACGCUCCAUACGCUAACUUCACUGCCAAACCAAUGACCCUAUCCACUGGGACAGACAGAUCACAACCCUGUCGCUUUAAUGGAGCGGGUAUGGUGUUACGUCACGAUUUAUCCUCUCCGGCUGACCUUACUUCUGGCGUAGCCGGUUUCCCUCUCGGUGCUGAUGAGGUCGAAUCUGUGUAUGAGGAUUUAGAUUUCGCUUCUCCCGAUGGCUCUUCACCCACACCGUGCCUUAUCCGGGACAACCACCCAGAUGUGUUCGAUGGACAGGACACCAACUUUUGCGCAACUCAGCAUAUUUAUUGCGAUCCCAUCGACUGCCUCGGGCCUGCUUUCCUAGAGCGCCAUCGAUGUCUUACGACAAAGUUUCCCCCCGGAUGUUUGUACAGCUCCCCCGUCGACACUCGGCCCUCUCCCAAUCAAUGCUCCAAUCACUCUUCCUCCGGAAACUCAGCAGUGUAUCCAGACAUCCGUUCCGCCGCAACAGAGACCAUGCCUCAGCGACGCGAACGGCAGCGGUCCUUCAGCACACCGGAGAAUUAUCCCACUACCGCGGAAAACACCAUCCGACCCGGAUCGUCACCCAAUGCUCCCAGUGGUCAUCCAACAUCGGCUUUCUUUGCAAAGGAACACUGUCUUGCCAAAUGCCAGCCAAUCGGUUGUGGAGGAUCUGUCAGACCCACUGGCAUCAGCAGCCGUAGCAGUAGCAGUGGGGUCCCUGCGACCCCAGUCUGUUGUUCUCCUCCGGUGUGUCAUUCCCCACCAUUGGAGGGGGGCCGUGACACUCCUAUUUCCUCCGGUGCCUCUGUGAACUAUACAGGAUCAGGAUUGAUCAGUGAGGGGAAUUUGUCGGAACGCGUUUUGUCCACGGACGCCGCUCUUUCCUUUUCUCGACGGUGUUCCCCAUUACUACAGCCUUUGUCUUGCACACACCACCACCAUUUGUGGCAUCACUCUGAUUGUCCACACCAUCGCUUGCACGGAAUCCAGCUGGAUUUUCGUCCGGCUACCUCUGCCUCGUCUCUUGCGCCGGUUAGCUCGAAAAAGUGUGUAGUUGUGGCAAAAAUGAUGAACCAACCCGUCGUCUGGAGCACCGUCGCUAUCCCCCCUUUCACUCACCAUGAUCCUGUGCUUUCUACGACACCCACAAUCACAUCUACCGCAGUUCCACGUCAUGUCUCGCGCCGUACACCAACUUGA
Molecule: messenger RNA, 6015 nt
Organism: Dicrocoelium dendriticum
Lineage: Eukaryota; Metazoa; Platyhelminthes; Trematoda; Plagiorchiida; Dicrocoeliidae
Source: the annotation of a GenBank genome assembly